AUGGGCUGCGGCGGAUCGAAACCAGCAUACGGCGGCGGCAGCAACUAUCGUAGCAGGCCGAUGAGGCAAGGAUAUGGGCACUCUGGUUCUGCCAGUGCAGGCAUCUUCGCGUCAAGCGGCGGCUUCUCCUCAGGAGGGCAUCAUCAUCAUCAUCGCGGCGGGCACCAUGGUGGAUUCUUCGGCGGAGGCGACGGCGGUGGAGGAGCGUCGUCGGGCUGUGGAGGUGGCGGCGGAGCGUCAGGAUGUGGUGGUGGUGGUGGAGGAGGUGGAGGCGGUGGCUGCUAG
Molecule: messenger RNA, 285 nt
Organism: Fulvia fulva
Lineage: Eukaryota; Fungi; Ascomycota; Dothideomycetes; Mycosphaerellales; Mycosphaerellaceae
Exons: 2
Coding region: 1-285 (94 amino acids)
Source: RefSeq, a predicted model, not a curated record